Molecule: messenger RNA, 3202 nt
Organism: Schizophyllum commune H4-8
Lineage: Eukaryota; Fungi; Basidiomycota; Agaricomycetes; Agaricales; Schizophyllaceae
Product: alpha/beta-hydrolase
Exons: 13
Coding region: 427-3111 (894 amino acids)
Biological process (GO): proteolysis
Molecular function (GO): serine-type peptidase activity
Source: RefSeq, a predicted model, not a curated record
AGCAAGGUAGACGGCGAAAGGUGAGAGUAAACGAGGAGGAGGCGACGAAGUUCAACCAGAUUUGUCCCCGAUCUUUGAUGUGCCCACGUGGGUGAUUUGAUUCCAGAUAAUCAUAUCGUGGGCUGCCACCUGCCAGAGUUCAACGUUCAACCGCUCUGGCGCAUGGCUGCAGUGACUCGACCACCAUCUGCGGGCUCUCUCGCGAGGUCCUUGGAUCUGUCGCCACUCGACAGUCUAUUAUCAUCAACCACUUACUCAGCCUCCCUUUGUCGUCCUACCUGGCUUACCAAGAAACCCAAGGUUUCCACAUAUAUACGCAGGGCCACGCACUGGUUGCUGGUGCUUGCUUCCUUCUUGACUUGCGCCACUACAGUAUCUGGAUUGUCAUAUCCCUCUGUCGCCCUAGCGAAUCAAUCGCCGUUGAUUAUGGCUUCCGAUAACGCUACGCCUCAACCUACCCUCUCCACGACUUGGGAUGUACUCGGACCUUUCCCGAUACACGCCCGCGAGCAACAUCUACUAUCCCCCUCUUUCCCUCUUGACCUGAGGAAUGAACCAUGCGUGGAUCCCGAUGCGAUUUACCCUUCCUCAUACGCCGAUAAUGGCACUAUUUCAUGGUCAACUACAACCUUGUCAGCCGACGGCUCCCUCAAGGUCUCCUUCCCCAAUAUCAGAUGGCAAGCUCUCCGCGCGACCGAAGGCUGGGCAGCCCUGCAGCACCACGCCCUCCUACACGGCACCCUUACAGUGCCUGAGGACGCGACGCACCAUCGCCUGCUCGUGAGCCUCAUCCAAGGUGCCUACUUCACUAUUCUACCGCGCGGCAGAUUGGGCCUCGAACCGCAGUGGUACGCGGGCAAUAUCUACGAUCUUUCGGCGUCGCAGCCGCAGAGCGUGCCCAUCGAGCCGGGCGAAUACGAUAUCUGGGUUGCGGGGGAUUACGAGAUCCGUCUAUUCGGCGACCCAGGCGACGGCGUUCCGAUCCAAAGCCUGCGCCUCACAGUCGAGCUCGAGUCCAUCGCCGAGCCGUCCGUCCAGGCCGUGCCAACUCACCAUGUCUACCCCGACUUCCUGGAUGGGCUCGCUUUUGGAGAGGCCAUCGGGUUUGGCGUGCGGAGCAUCGCUGGUUGGUGGUCUGUCGCAGACGUCGCGCUCAAAACCUCUGUCUCGGGUCUCUCCCUCACCCUCGUCCUCCCGAACGCGACCCUAGCCCCGUCGCAAACCCGCAUCAUCCCCAUCCGCCUCUCGCAAACCGAGCCUCUACCCACAGACGUCCAGUCCCUUGACAUCUCGCUCACUUUGCAGAAAGAAGAACCCAUCGAGGGCCGCCACUUGCAGUCCGCCCACGAUCGAGAGCUAUAUGGCCCUCUCACCGCAGAGACGGUGACCCUCUCAUUCAGCAUUCCAAUCACGAAAACUGGAAAGUACAUCAAGGGCACCUACCUCUACUCUGGCACGAUGCCUACCGCGUUCUACGCCAUUCCGCCUGCGUCAAGUGACCUGGCGUUGCAGGGGCCGGUAUUGCUGGCUUUGCAUGGCGCCGGCGUCGACAUCUUCAGCACUACAUUUUGGCAAGAUGCGCUCCCGCGGGUCGAAAAGCACUGGACCGUCGUACCGAGCGGGCGCACGUCGUGGGGCCUCGACUGGCACGGCUCCUCCGCCCUCGAUGCCUGGCGGUCCUUUGACGCGCUCGUCGAUAUCGUCAAGGCGCGCAAUAUUGCCGUGCGCACGAACCCUAUUGCCGUGGAUGCGAAGCCUAAGGCUCUACUGGUCGGACAUUCCAACGGCGGGCAAGGCGCCUGGUACCUCGCCUCCCGAUUCCCAGACCGCGUAAUAGGUGUCGUCGCGGCGGCGGCGUAUAUCAAGAGCCAGGCGUACGUGAGUUUGGGGAUGGGGAGAGGCGCUCACUACGCGGACCCGGCUCUGAAUGGCAUUCUGGACGCGUCGUUCGCAGCGGACGACAACGACCUAUUCCUCACCAAUCUGGCCGAUAUACCGAUUUAUGCGAUUCAUGGCGGCGCAGACGAGAACGUCCCCGUCUGGCACACGCGCGAGCUCGUCAGCACGCUCAAGACGCUCAAUCCGAAGGCGGAUGUCACCUACCGCGAAGACCCCGGUCAGCCCCAUUGGUACGAUGGUAUAUUCGACGAGCGCGUCGACGCUUUCAUCGAUCGCGUCUUGUCCUCUCCAACUGCCUUGGCAGCACCUGCAUCGCCUUACUCCAAGGCCAUCGAGCGCUUCACCCUCACCGUCGCCAGCCCCACGGAGAGCGGCACGCUGCAUGGGUGGGCGGUCGAGGAGCUCGCAGUGCCGGGACGCCUGGCGAAGCUGAGUGUGGCACGCACGAUUCCUGGGCGGGUGGAUGUGAAGACACAGAACGUUGCUGCUUUCACCGUGGAUAAGGAUGUGUUUGAGCACUUGCGCGAGGUCACGAUCAAUGGGAAGGAAGUCGAGCUCAGGGGACUUGCCAAGGGUACGAUGCGAGCCAGGUUUUCGUUCAAAAACAAAGAAUGGGUGGUAACGGACCAAGACGACGAACACCACCCUCGGCAGCCUCUCCGUGCCCAGUCCAUCCUCUCCACCGCGCACGGCCCCAUCAAGGUCUCCGUACCCUCUCUCGCUCCCGACAGCCCCGAACUCUCCCUCGCCCUCCGCAUCGUGCAUGACCUGGACACCUACCAUAAACUGGAUGCGGAAAUUAUCGAAGGCCGCCCGAACGACCGAAGCAGCCUCGUCGCCAUCCAGGUCGGCAAACCGAGUGACGCCUACUGCAGGCUUCUUGAGGACGACAGUGCGGUUCUGUUGCCGAGGGCCGAUGGGGUGUGCUUCCGCGGCAAGAAGGAGCAUCGCGUACAUAAACCGGGGACGGGCGUGAUAGCCUUGGACCCGAACGUGGUCGACGGUCGGACGAAGAUUUACCUCUACGCAGCGGAUGUCGCUGGAUUGGAGCGGCUGGGGCGUCUCUUUCCCAUUCGUACCGGGGUGAAAGUCCCAGGGUGGAUGGUUGUCGGGCCAGAGAUGGAUACGAAGAGCUCGGGUGGUAUUCUGGGAGCUGGAUUCUUUGGAACAGGAGGAGAGUGGAAUGUGGGCAUGUCUUGGUUCUCCGAGUAGAUAUAGGUUGUAAAGUCGAACAUUCACGUGUAUGUCAUGCCCGCAGUUGUGGGUCCAGCUGAUGGGCGAAACGAGCGUCGAUCGUAAUGGG